AUGACGGAUACAACGGACCUGACUGUGAGCGGUGAAUCUCUAUCUUAUCCUGAGGACCUCUGCCCGCCAGACAACUUCAACAUGGUCUCAACAUGGAUCUACCGGAGUAGUUUUCCCAAGAAGAAAAACUUUUCGUUCUUGAAGAAACUGGGCCUGAAGAGCAUUUUGACCCUCAUUCUGGAGGAUUAUCCUGACCAGAACAUGAAGUUUCUGAAGGAGAAUAAUGUAACCCUUUUCCAGUUCGGUAUUGCCGGCAACAAGGAACCCUUUGUCCAAAUUCCUGACGACAAGAUCUGCGCUGCCCUGGCCGUCCUGCUCGACCGUCGCAAUCAUCCCAUCCUCAUCCACUGCAACAAGGGCAAGCACCGAACUGGCUGCUUGAUUGGGUGCCUCCGCAAGCUGCAGCAGUGGAGCCACACGUCCAUCUUUGACGAGUACCGUCGAUUUUCGCACCCAAAAUCCCGCUCGAUGGACCAGCAGUUCAUCGAACUGUUUGACAGCCGCGAGGCCUGGAAGGUCAUUGAUCCAAAGUGGAUUCCAGACUGGAAGACCCUUGGUCAUCACGCUGGGAUGUAG
This is a messenger RNA of Gamsiella multidivaricata, 576 nucleotides long. Its product is annotated as tyrosine phosphatase family-domain-containing protein. Lineage: Eukaryota; Fungi; Mortierellomycota; Mortierellomycetes; Mortierellales; Mortierellaceae. Gene Ontology annotation, molecular function: inositol diphosphate tetrakisphosphate diphosphatase activity; phosphatase activity. The record is from RefSeq and is a predicted model, not a curated record. Gene Ontology annotation, cellular component: cytoplasm. The transcript has 4 exons. The coding region runs from base 1 to 576 and encodes 191 amino acids. Gene Ontology annotation, biological process: protein dephosphorylation.